AUGACAGCCAUUAGUAUUACUCUAUUGGCUUUUAUUGUUGCUUGUCUUUUGCAGCUGGCCAAUGCAAACCCAUGCAAGCUACUAACUGACCAAUCCGAGUUGGAUAGCUGCUAUAUGAGAGAAGCCCUUAACUUUGCUUUGCUUGAAAACCCAAGACUCCCCUUUGGAGCACUGAUUGUGGAUCAUACAACCAACGACAUAUCUUGUUACGGAGUCAAUUCAGACCGCAAGGAUGCUUUGCUACAUGGUGAAUCUGCUGCAUUUCUAAACUGCACCGAGCUCUACCCAUCACCAACAGGAAAUGAUGCUAGAGACCCUGGAUUAGAUUAUUCCAAACACACAUUGUACACUACAGGCGAACCUUGCCCAAUGUGUUCUGCUCAGUCUUUCUAUCGUGGUAUUACACGCGUCGUUUGGGGUACUUCUAUCCCAGAUAUCAACAAAAGUGGAAGCUAUCAACUAUACAUUCGAGCAAAUGAUGUUCUUGCUUCAGCAAAGGCUGGUGGAGGAGGUCCUUAUUCCAAGAUCCCUAAAAUCGAGGGUGGUAUACUCAAAGACGAAUGCGAUCGUGCUUUCUGGUGUUCGUUCACUUCUUUCCGUUCGACUAAUUACUACAAGUGGAUGAGCGAACUAGGCGAAGAUGAAUACAUCAAAAACAGAAAUGAGCGCUUUAACUGUACAGCAUCUUCCUAG
Phycomyces blakesleeanus NRRL 1555(-) is the source of this 693-nucleotide messenger RNA. RefSeq names its product secreted cytidine and deoxycytidylate deaminase. The coding region runs from base 1 to 693 and encodes 230 amino acids. NCBI's taxonomy places the organism in Eukaryota, Fungi, Mucoromycota, Mucoromycetes, Mucorales, Phycomycetaceae. Gene Ontology annotation, biological process: purine nucleoside catabolic process. Gene Ontology annotation, molecular function: guanosine deaminase activity. The record is from RefSeq and is a predicted model, not a curated record. The transcript is spliced from 5 exons.